Molecule: messenger RNA, 2211 nt
Organism: Patella vulgata (common limpet)
Lineage: Eukaryota; Metazoa; Mollusca; Gastropoda; Patellidae
Exons: 7
Coding region: 262-1560 (432 amino acids)
Molecular function (GO): nucleic acid binding
Source: RefSeq, a predicted model, not a curated record
AGUAUUUUGUUGUCAUGCAUUGAUGAUUGAGUGAUGAUUGUGGAUGGUGCCCUAGGUUUGGAGAGAGAGAGAGAGAGAGAGAGAGAAUCCAUUUCUACUUCAAUAAUUGACUAAGUUUGGAAAAGAGUUCCAGCCGGACAAAGAGAAAAUGGGGAAAUUAUGGUGAUUUGCGGUUAUAACAAUUUGUGAUUUCAAAAGACGUAUAUAUUAUUUUCCUUAUACUCGGCCUGCUCACUAAUUAGUUUGAUAGUCAUUUUUACCAUGUUGUGUCCGACAUAUACAUGUACGUGGAAGGAAGAUGAACUAUUAAAGUCAAGUCUUCACGACUAUGUUUUGCAAAAUUUAUCUAGAUCUGAAAUCUUGGAUUACAUGAAACGCGACUUCGAUCAGUACACAUGGUGCCUUCCAACUCUUAGCCGUCGGCUAGCCUACUUCGGUAUAAAAUAUGUCAACUAUCAGGUUGGAAUAGACCAUGUUGUAGCUGCCAUUGAAGAAGAACUGCAAGGUCCAGGGAAACUACUUGGAUAUAGACUGCUGCAUAAAAAAAUCCGAGUUAACCAUAAAUUAGCAGUUCCAAGGCAGCUCGUAUACGAUAUUUUAACUUCAAACCAUGAUGAUCUGCUUGAGAAAAGAGCACCGAAAAUAAAAAGAAGAAAAAGGGGCGGUAUUGGAACAUUUACGUCAUUGGGUCCAAACCAUACAUACUCUGCAGAUGGUCAUGACAAGUUAAUGGGGUUUCAGAGGAACAUGUUCCCAUUUGCUAUAUAUGGUGUCCAAGAUGUUUACAGCUGUAAGCUUUUGUAUGUUAAAGUAGGAAAAACAAAUAAAAAUCCCAAGAUUAUUGGGAAAUGGUAUCAUGAAUUCAUUAGCAGAACUGGAGUGAUAAGUCAGAUUUUGCGCCUGGACAAAGGAUCAGAAAACGGUCACAUGGCAACUAUCCAUGCCUAUUUGCAGAGUACUGAAUUUGAAAAUCCAGAAGAUUCUGUUAUAUUUGGAUCUUCAACAUCCAACAAGAUAGAAAGAUGGUGGCGUGAACUUCACUCUCGUCUUGUUAAGUACUUUAAGGAAAAAUUCCAGUAUUUAUUCGAUCAGGGUUAUUACAACCCUGAUGAGAUUACAGACAGAGAAAUACUUGCACUAGUUUAUUUACCACUGGUUCAAGAGGAAAUCAAUAAGUUUGUAGAACUCUGGAAUAACCAUCGCAUGAGGAAACAAAACAGUGAUCUGCCCAAAGGAAUUCCCAACCACCUGUAUGACUUUCCAGAAACAUAUGGCUCUACUGAAUGUGGAUCAAGAGUGUCUGAAGCAGAGUUAGAGGAUGUAAAAAACUUAGCUGAUGUAUUAGAUGAUGGCGCUUUUGUUGACAAAGAGUUAGAAAGGCGAAGCAAGGAACUAUUGCCCAAUCUAUCAGAAUUGGAAUUAACUGAUGCUCUUGAAGCUUAUUUGUAUCUGAAAUCAUCAAUGUCAAAUUAUAGGUUAUUCAUUGAGGUGUUACAUUCAUCAGUUCCAAUGAAUAUAACCAAAACUCCACUGUUCUUGAUAUUGCAAUCAUUAUUUUGAAGACCCUGGCUAGGAUGAUUCUUAUUUUAGAUUAGACUUAUUUUAGGUUAGCUUGCUUUGCCGACACCAGUAUGCAUAGCCCAACUUGUAGACAUGGUUUUUGUAGCGUACAUGUAAAAUUCAGUUACAAUUCAAAUAAAGAAUAACAUGACUAUGUAGUGAAUUUUGUUAUAUCUACAAGCAAUUGGUUGGACAUUAUUAGUCAGGAGUCCUAGAAUUCAGUCAUCCACUAAGAAAUGAAUAGAUGCAAUGAAAUGAAAGGUGGUUCAAUGUCCUACUCCGACUGGGCUAAUGAAGAUGGGCAUAUGCCAUACAGUGUGCCUUUAGAUCUUAAGGUAUGCCAUUGAGUUAAGUGACUUGGUUUCAAUCCCACACAGGGGGGUUGGAUGGCUGAAUGUUUAGCCCGUGCGCUAUAUCACAAGGUCUGUCAUUGAGUGAACUGGUGUGGUUUUGAAUUGCCGGAGUAGGGUAGUUUUUCCAACCUCAUGGGUUUUUUCUCUGGGUCCUCCGACUGCUAAAAACCCCUAAGUGCAAGCAAAGUAUUGAAAUAAAAUUAAAACCAUAUGUUAGUCCCGAAAUGACCUAGUUUGUGCCGAGGGUGAUUGGAUGUUAAACCCCAAUUCUCUCUCUCUCUCAAUCGCACACAAACUA